GUAGGUCUAUUUGCUUCGUUCGCGUAUUUAAUGACGACAAUAGAUCCACCCAAGAAACUGCAACCACUUAAUGAUACACAUGUAUCAUCUACUGUAACUACUACUGUUUUCCAAACUUCUCCUACUUCUGAAACUAUAAUUGCUCUUAAAACUGCUGCUACUAAAACUACUACUAAUUCUAAAACUACUACUACUGAAACUACUGAUAAGAACAAGCGUGCAGGAGGACGUAUAGCUGCCCAAGUUAAUAUAAGAGGUCACAGAAGAAAAGAAAACUUUAAGGAUGAGUUAACAAAAACAAUUCCUGAACUACCAUCUACAACACAGUCUACUGUUUUGCGAUACAUGAUAUCUCCUAUGCCAUAUGACGUAACAUACACAAACACUGGGAUCUCAGAGAAGCCAAUAGAACAUACCUUAAUGGAACUCGGUGACAAAAUACAAAGGAUACUACCACCUGUUCACCCAGCAGUGAAAGGAUUUAGAAGGUCUGUUGAUGACGCUGGGUAUGGAUUAACAGAUAAAAAUGUAAUUUUACUCAAAGUUGUAUGUGAUGAAGAUGAACCGAGAAUCGAAAUUAAACUAGCUACCAAUGGGUAUUCGAAACAACCCAAGAGUUCCAAAAUUAAAUUAAGUAAAAAGACUGAAAUUGAGAAACUAAAAUAUUACGUUCAAUUUCACAACAAAUCUGUACUUGAUGAUUUACUUGUUGAACCGAGUUACUCAAGUAACGACAUAGACUAUUACUAUCAAGCUAGUAAAAUGUCUGCCUCGAUUUUUAAAGAAAAUGGUUACGUGCGUAACGAAGCAACAAUUAAGAUAAAUGGUUCCCCACUCAAUGAACUUCAUAAGUCACUCUUGACAACAGAUAGCGAUGCAAGUACAAUUUCUUAUAGCCUUCCUACAUACACCACACAACAUAAAUCAAAUAUUGACUCAACUGGGCUAGUUAAUAAUGUAACAAUGCUCGCCAAUGAAGAAACUGAUGCUAUUGAGACCGUUAAUACAAAGGAUUUUUAUACUCACCAUAACAACUUAACGCAAAAUGGUAAUAUUAGUGAAAUAACUACACCGCCCGAAGUACUUAAUGUAGAUAAAUUUUUACAAAAUGUGGAUAGUUAUCGAAAAAUCUAUUCACAAUCAUUUUACCAGCGCGAUAAAUCUGACCUCGCUAGAGGUGUGUCGCAGGUGACAUCAGAUUUCUUACUCCAUUUUUUGCCACUUGUUGUGCCACAUGCUUUGCCACGUUCAGCGAAUUUGAUGAGUUUUUCAAAUGGUUCGAAUAAUGAUGAUUUUAAAACUAACAAAGGAGAAAAUAAAAAAAUACUGAAAAGCUCACCUAUUUUAGGUAAAAUUAUGACUGACUUGAAUAUAAAUGUCAAAACGAGAUUGCUACAUUCGGAUCAUGAACUAAAUAAUAAUAAUACUAUCAAUCAUCAUAAAAUAAGCAAUAUAACAGAUGAAAGUGAUAUCACCGGUGACUUCGAGAAUACAACGGUUGACAGCACGACGACUAUCGAUGGCUUUAAAAUGAUUUUUUUAAGAAAAGAUCUCAGAGAAACUUUAGUGAGGUCCUCUACUCCUAAUAUGACGAUUGUUAAAGUUACACCAAUAGAAACAAACGUAAAUAAACCGAAAACUUGGUCGUUUAGCAACAAUAAUGAAAUAAAAUACAAUUUAACACCUACUACAUCCACGUUUAGAGUUAAAAAGGAGGGUAAAGGCGCAAUCAAAUCUGGCGUUUGUAGAAGCGCCGCUGCGGUCGCGCAACUGUAG
This is a messenger RNA of Hyposmocoma kahamanoa, 1776 nucleotides long. RefSeq lists its product as uncharacterized. The coding region runs from base 31 to 1776 and encodes 581 amino acids. The transcript is spliced from 4 exons. Lineage: Eukaryota; Metazoa; Arthropoda; Insecta; Lepidoptera; Cosmopterigidae. The record is from RefSeq and is a predicted model, not a curated record.